Lemur catta (Ring-tailed lemur) is the source of this 933-nucleotide messenger RNA. RefSeq names its product testis-expressed protein 101-like. The coding region runs from base 93 to 842 and encodes 249 amino acids. Gene Ontology annotation, biological process: regulation of flagellated sperm motility; binding of sperm to zona pellucida. The transcript has a single exon. Gene Ontology annotation, cellular component: plasma membrane; plasma membrane raft. The record is from RefSeq and is a predicted model, not a curated record. Lineage: Eukaryota; Metazoa; Chordata; Mammalia; Primates; Lemuridae.
UACAAAAACCUGAUAAGAACAUUAUAAGAAAGGAAAAUUAGAGAACGCCACGCUGGAUCCUGCUCAGCUCUUCCCAACCUCUCAAAGAAGCCAUGGGAACCUGCCAUAUCCAGGGUUUGCUGUUCCUCUUUCUCCUAGGAGCUUCCUCCUUGGCCUUGGCCCAAUAUUUGUAUUGUCACAAGGGUGUAUCCAUAAAUAUAGAAGAGGAUCCAACCAAUGCAUUUAACUGGACCACAGAGAAAUUUGAAACUUGUGACAAUGGAACAGUUUGCCAGGAAACCGUGCUAAUGAUUAAAGCAGAGAAGAAGACAGCUGUUUUGGCCACUAAGGGCUGCGAAUCCGGAGGGAUGGAGAUGAUAACGUUUGUCCAACUCACUCCGCCCCCUGGCCUGGUUGCCAUCUCCUACAGUAACUACUGUGAGGAUUCCUUAUGUAACAACAAAGAAAACAUGUCUCAGUUUUGGAAUCUGGGAGAGACCUCAGUUUCCACUAGGUCAACAACCCUCCACUGCCCGACCUGCGUGGCUUUUGGAAACUGUUCCAGUGCUCCUUCUCUUCCCUGUCCCAGUGGUACAACUCGAUGCUAUGCAGGAGAACUUGAGAUUACUGGAGGUGGCAUCCAGGCAUCUGUGGAAGUCAAAGGCUGUACAGCCAUGAUGGGCUGCAGGCUGACGGCCAGUAUCUUAACAGUAGGACCCAUGUUGGUGAAGGAAAUCUGCCCGAAUCAGCUUCUUACUCAACCCAGAAAAGCUGAAAAUGGAGCCACGUAUCUUCCCAUUUCGGUUUGGAGUUUACACCUGCUGCAGCCAUUGCUGCUAGAAUCAUUUGUCCAUUUUUCCUGAGAAGGUGCUUCUGGUCCUAGGUCUCAGGACACCUGUGUCAACUGGGAGCCUGGUGACUGCAGGUCAUCAACAAGUCGAGGAGUGGGUGGGG